AUGCUGCUCGAGUUGCUCUCUGUCCUCUGGGAGGCCUUGUCCCUGCAGGUCACUCUGGUGUUUCUGGCAACAUUUCUACUUAUUGCUGAUUACAAGAAACAGAUUGGUCCAAGGAAUUUUCCCCCAGGGCCCAGGCCUCUUCCCUUUGUGGGUAACAUGCUGCAUACGGAUUUCAAGAAGCCUCAGAUUUCAGUAGGAAAGGUAAGGAUGGAGGAAAGGGCUUUCGGGUGGUGUGGGACGUUUCUCCCUAUAAGGUGCCCAGCCAAGUGGGCGCAAAAUUGAGAAAAUAUAUUGGAGGGUGCCAGAUUUUGGCCUCACUCACCACCUAACAGCUAUUUGUAACAAAUCUGUGUCCUUAACUCCCAUUUGCUUACUAUGGCUGGCAGAAUAUUGUGGGUGUGGGUGUGUAUGUGUUGUUGUACAUUGCCCUACCAUCACUCCCCCUUUAUCUUUGCAACAGCUUUGUGUGGUAGACUAGGCUAAGUUAUAGGUAAAGGUAAAGGGACCCCUGACCAUUAGGUCCAGUCGUGACCGACUCUGGGGUUGUGGCGCUCAUCUUGCUUUAUUGGCUGAGGGAUGCCCAGCUUCCAGGGCAUGUGGCCAGCGUGACUAAAUCGCUUCUGGCGAACCAGAGCAGUGCACGGAAAUGCCGUUUACCUUCCCGCCGGAUCGGUACCUAUUUAUCUAAUUGCACUUUGACAUGCCUUUGAACUGCUAGGUUGGCAGGAGCGGGGACUGAACAAUGGGAGCUCACCCCAUCGCAGGGAUUCGAACCGCCGACCUUCUGAUCAGCAAGCCCUAGGCUCUGUGAUUUAACCCACAGCGCCACCCACGUCCCUAGGCUAAGUUACUACAUGCAAAUAAGCAGCAAGUCUUGUGAACAGAUUGCAGGUGAAGAAUGGAGGGGGCCUGUCCAUUUACAGCCCCUUGAAACCAUUUUGGCAACUCUUAUGUCCCUGAUAUAUUUGACGGCAAUCAAAGUUACUUCUUCUAUACAGGAAUUCAAGAAACAUCAGGUACAGAGACAUAAAAUCGCAAUUCCUUCUCACUCUCCCUCCAGUCUGCCAACAGAUUAAUAUAUAACAUAUUAGAUAGGAUAUUAUAUAUUCUUCCUCCAUCUCCAUUCAGGUUCUAGGGCUGCUCAGUGAUGCUAAUACUCCAGUGACACAUAAUGUGGCAUUUUUGUGCUGGUGACAAAAAAGAUCAGGGAGAAGAACCUGGACGAAAUUGCAGUAAACUGUAAGGGAGAUUCAGAGGUCUAAACUGGGGGGGGGGGGGGACUAUGUUGUGUGGAGCCCCCAAACUACACAUGCGUCUGCACUUUAUAGUUUUGACAAUUCCGGCAGUGACUCUGUUUUUUAUAUACAAUUAUAUAGUUAUGUUGAUGCAUCUUCUCCUGAUAGUAUUUUGUAAUGGACUUUGGCUAGUACACUAAAGCUUAUUCACCUUAUUGUCUCCAUUCAGCUUGCAGAAAAAUAUGGCAAUGUAUUCGGCCUUCGUUAUGGAAGCACAAGGGUUGUGGCUGUGAAUGGAUUACACCUGGUGAAAGAGGCUCUUGUCCAUCAAGGAGAAUAUUUUGUAGAUCGACCAAAAGCCCCUGUUGUUGAUAAGUUAUUUGGGUCACUUGGUAAGUUUCAGUUACUAUGGUCAAUGAUUUGGAUAAUUAAAAUUCCUUUUUUAAUGAUAUGCACUGAUUGCUAAAUCUACUGUACGUACUUAUUACUCCUUCCUAUCUAGGACUGGUCUUCUCUAAUGGUCUCAUCUGGAAACAACAAAGACGAUUUGCCUUAUCAACACUCAGAAACUUUGGUUUGGGCAAAAGGUCUUUAGAAGAAAGAAUACAGGAAGAAAGCCGUUACUUAAGGGAAGCAAUAGAAGCUGAGAAAGGUGAGAACCAGAAUCAAUAAACCUGGGGCAUAUUUACGCUGCUAUUUUCUAUGAACAAGAUCAAAAAUACAUUAGCCAGGGUGCAAAGCUCUUUAGCAUUAUUUCUUCACGCAAAUGUAGCACUGCUUGGACUGGAAUGACCCUGUGAUGGCAAAGGGGGUGUUGAUAGGAAGCUCUUUGUGGUGCACAAAAGUUCUAGUGUGAAGCUUUGUGCUGGAACCUCAAGGCCACUGAACUAAAACAGACUUAAGAACAAUGAUGGAGUGUUUGAGCUGAGAAGAUGUGCAGAUUUUGAUGAUUUGACAACCAACAUCACAAAUAGAAUAGGGUUUGAAGUGCAAUCAUUUUGGUAUAUUUAGGUAUAUACUAUCUUUGAGACUGUCCUUACCCUUUUUGACAGCCAUUGUUACAGAAUAAUCCUUACUGUGGAAUAAUCCUUUAUGGAGAAUAUAAAUGCUCACUUGAAGAUAUAAAUGGGCCGCAGAGUCCUGGGUGUCCCAGGUUAAAUUACAAGAUAUAAUGUUAAUACAAAAUGCUUUCUUUGGCUAAAACAAAUCCUGCCUCAUCAACAUGCAACCACUUUCCCCACUUUCUGUUUUUGUUAUAUGGAAGCUAGAAGCACCCCAAUUCCUUCUGCACCAUUUUCUCUCUCUCCCCAGGGCAGCCAUUUGACCCUCACUUUCAGAUUAAUAAUGCUGUUUCAAAUAUCAUCUGUUCCAUCACUUUUGGGGACCGCUUUGAAUACCAUGACAAUCGCUUCCAGAAGCUACUGCACUUGCUUGAUGAGGCAUUGCUUAUUCAGGGAAGUGUUUGGAGUAUGGUAGGUCUUCUCUGAGUUCUUUUGCAUAUAACCACAAAACAAUUGCUUGGGCUCCAGUCACAUUCCCACAUUAUUGUUGACUGUGAAAUCAUUUGCUUUGGUCCUCCUGUUUCUUCAUGUUCAGAUUUCUGUUUUCCCUGUCCUGUUCAUUCAAGCAUCUUGUUCCAUCCACUUUCCUUUGCCCCCUAGCAUUGUUUAUGAAAGCACUGAAUAUGUAAAGGUUGGGAUGUGUUCAGUAACGUAAAGUGGGAGGCCGAAUCAUGUGUUACAGGACAGAUCAUAUUUUUAAUGGGGAGAAUAACAUGUGUGGCUGAAUAAAAUCAAGGUGUGUGAACAGAGUGAGGCCAUCACAAAUUAUAUACAUAGAGUGAGCUGCCAUUGUUCUGUCCCAGCUUCUGCCAACCUAGCACUUGGAAAGAAUACAAGUAGAUAAAUAGGUACCGUUGUGGCAGGAAGGUAAACGGCAUUUCUGUACGCUCUGGCUCUCAUCAUGGUGACCUGUUGCACCAGAAGUGGUUUAUUCAUGCUGGCCACAUGACCCAGAAAGCUGUUUGUGGAGAAAUGCCAGCUGAAAAGCAAGAUGAAUGCUGCAUCCCAUAGUCACCUUUGACUGGACUUAACUGUCCAGGGGUCCUUUGCCUUUACAUGGAUUAAUUCUACACAUACACCACUUACAAUCUGUGUGUGAAGAUGCAUAUCAUUAAAGGGAAAAUCUACAUAUUCAUGAGAUGAGCUGCCAUUGAUACAUACAAUUUUCAAAAUGGUAAUCAUCUUCAUGGGAAUUACAAGUUGUGUUUGUAGAACUAACCACAAUGUUGCCAUUUGAUUUGCAAUCUGUACAUUCUAACCAAGAAGUUAAGACAUUGCCAUGGGGUCCCAUCAUAAGCAGUGGUGAGUGCAAUAUUUACUCUAGUUCCAAGAGAGUCUGCCAUCUUUGAGCCUGUGCACACCGGCCUUUAUUACUGCUAGCCUAUUUCCCAUGACAGCAGCACGAUGUGAAUGUUUUUGAGAGGGUUUUCCCUUCACAUAUGUGAUGUUAGUGUUUGUUUCCUCAGCUGUACAAUAUCAUUCCCUCUGUCAUGAAAUACCUGCCAGGGCCCCAUCACACACUUUUUAAAAAAUGGGAGCAGUUGAAAUCGUUUGUGAGAGGAAUCAUUGAAAAACACAAAGAAGACUGGAACCCAUCUGAACCCAGAGACUUCAUUGAUGCCUACCUAAAUGAAAUGGCCAAGGUGAGAGAUGAAAAGGACAAAAUGUAUAUGUAUAUAUUUAAUAAUAGAACAGUAGCAGAAGGCAGAGAAACAAUAUUAAAACCAGAACUAGUAUUGUGGUUUGUCUGAGUUGCCCCUAAUGGCUGACCACAUUUCAAUAUUUCCAUUGAGUUUAUGACUUCAGACAAAAUAUAUUUCUGCAUGCACAGGUCAAUAUAUUUUGUGGGGAGACACCUCCCCACUUGUUCACUGCUGGGAUUUCACCACUUGUCUGUGGUUUGUGAGAGCAAGCAGUUGACAUGACUAAAAGAAUCACUGCCUCAGUUGUCUGAAUAAACCUUCUCUAAGGCUUUGGCGUCCUUGACCAGAACAAACCCAUACUUUAUGCCACCAUCAGUGAUUCACAGGACUGUUGCCUUGAGCUUCCUAAAUCCUGGACACUUUUCAGGAGUAGAGCCCUUGCCUCCCCUAGUGAUCUCUUGACAUGUGGGUCUGACAGUAGGAUGGUGUUUUUAAUGGCUGCUUAACUCCUUGGUGCAUUUCUGUUUUAAGGAGGAUUCUGCUUCCAGUUUCCAUGAAGAAAACCUUCUACAUUCAGCACUGGAUUUAUUUCUUGCUGGAACGGAAACAACUUCUACAACCCUGCGUUGGGGUUUGCUGUAUAUGGCCAUUUAUCCAGAUAUUCAAGGUAGAACUGUAGUUGGCUCAUUUGUCUUUCAGUACUUUGUUUUGUAUAUAACAAAGGCCUACUGAAAGCAAACAUCAAUAUAUAAUCUUAUCAUUAGAUGCUGAAAAGGUCUUUGACAAAAUACAGUGGUGCCCGCAAGACGAAUGCCUCGCAAGACGAAAAACCCGCUAGACGAAAGGGUUUUCCGUUUUUCAAUGCGCUUCGCAAGACGAAUUUCCCUAUGGGCUUGCUUCGCAAGACGAAAACGUCUUACGAGUCUUGUGAUUUUUUUCGCUUUCCACCCCCCUUUUUCUAAGCCGCUUAGCUGCUAAUAGCCUUUUAGCCGCUAAGCCGCUAAGCCUUUAAUAGCUGCUAAACCGCUAAACCGCUAAUAGCGCUAAGCCGCUAAGCCGCUAAGCCGCUAAUAGGGUUGCUUCGCAAGAAGAAAAAACCGCUAGACGAAGAGACUUGCGGAAUGGAUUAUUUUCGUCUUGCGAGGCAGCACUGUAUAUAAACAGAAUAUGGUGGCUGUACUAAACUAAUGGUGACUGGAUUUCCUUUGGAAUGCAAAAAAUGGAUUAAGAUAUUAUGUGAUUUGCCCACAUCUAGACUAAAUGUAAAUGCCAUGUUUUCUGCUACUUUAGAGGAACUAGACAAGGAUUUCCCUUUUCACCGUUACUUUUCAGUAUUUACAUGGAACCCUUAGCUUGCGCAACAUGAGUAGAUCUACAGAGUAGUACAUAAUUCAGUUGAAUACAAAUUGGUUUUAUUUACAGAUGAUAUUCUUUUGUUUACUUCUAAAUCCUCGUUUGCUGAUGCAGAUCAUGGGGGCCUUUCCUAAAAUAACAGAAUACUCUGCUGACUGGUCCAAAUGAAAAUUGAUUGCAAUAAGUGAAAAUUUCGUUACCCAUCCAUUUAAGGAGUAUCAAUUCUGUGUCUGCUCAAAUCCAUUAAAUAUUAAAGAUGGGCCUCCCCUACAGAUCUUAGAAAAAGUCUAUCCUUGUGUUGAUGAGAGAUUUUACUUUUUUUGCAGCAAAAGUCCAAGCGGAAAUAGAUUCUGUGAUUGGCCAGUCUCGCCAGCCAGCGAUGGAUGACAGGGACAGAAUGCCAUACACCAAUGCAGUUGUUCAUGAAAUUCAAAGAAUAAGCAACAUUAUUCCUUUAAAUGUGCCUCGGUUGACAACAAAGGACACUACACUGGCUGGGUUUUAUAUUCCCAAAGUAAACAUUAAGACGAUAUACCUUUCUUAUAAGCCUUUCCUCUUCUCUUGAGAUGUGAAAACUUGAUGCCAAAGUUCUAAGUCAGGGAUAGCCAGUGUGCUGCUCCCAAGAUGCUGUUGAACUCCUUCUGCUUGAGCCAGCAUGGCCACUGGGCAGGGUCUGGGGUGUUCUUUGGGCACAUCAAGAUCUGGAGUGGAGGGAAGGGGUUAUAGCUAGAUAGACAUUUGGUUAUUUCCAACUCCUGGCAAAAAUGGAUUCCAAGCGCAGUCUGUACCAUUUGCAUGGAUAGCUAGUUUCUUUUUUAAUGACCAUUACUAAUAACCCAAACUGCAGCACCUGGCAUCUGGUGUUUCCUAUCCUACUUUGAAUAUAUUUUAAAAUCUAACCUGUGUUUUCAAAACAUCAUUUCUGAGUUGGACUUGGAUCUAGGAAGCUUAGUACAGCUAUAGUUGCACAGAUCUAAACACAAAGAUUUCUCUGCUCGUUCUAAUCUGCCGUCUUCUUUGCUUCUUCUUUGUCAGGGAACCUUCUUGGCCACCAACUUGACCUCACUGCACUUUGAUGAGGAUGAGUGGGAAACACCCAAUGUGUUUAAUCCUGGUCAUUUCCUAGAGAAUGGUCAGUUCAGGAAAAGGGAAGCGUUUCUGCCAUUCUCUGCAGGUAACAAAAGUUGAUCCAUGGCUCCUUAGAAUUGCAACAGAGACUGCAUGAUGAUGGCUUGGUUGCUUGGAGCCUGGUGUACUACAGGGGUCGCCUCCCUAUUGGGGGCCUGUGGUCACAUUUGGGAUUGGGAGGAAGUACUGUGGAUGCAGGGGACGUGGGUGGCCCUGUGGGUUAAACCACAGAGCCUAGGACUUGCUGAUCGGAAGGUUGGCGGUUCGAAUCCCCACAAUGGGGUAAGUUCCCGUUGCUCGGUCCCUGCUCCUGCCAACCUAGCAGUUCAAAAGCACGUCAAAGUGAAAGUAGAUAAAUAGGUACCGUUCCAGCGGGAAGGUAAAUGGCAUUUUCGUGCGCUGCUCUGGUUCGCCAGCAGCGGCUUAGUCAUGCUGGCCACAUGACCCAGAAGCUGUACGCAGGCUCCCUCAGCCAAUAAAGCGAGAUGAGCACUGCAACCCCAGACUUGGUCACGACUGGAUCUAAUGGUCAGGGGUCCCUUUACCUUUACCUUUACCUUUACUGUGGAUGCAAGUCACAAAAUGGCUACCAUAGAUAAGGUUACCAGAUUUUUUUCAAUGAAUCCGGGGACACUUUUCAACUUCCUACUAAAUAGAUGGAUUUUGUCAGGGGACUGAUUUAUAAAUCUGGGGACUGUGCUCGGGAAACGGGGAUGUCUGGUAACCUUACCAUAGGAGCUGUGAAGUUACACAAAAUGGUGUUUCUAUACUCUUCCCCUCCCCCCCACCCAGUAAGCCAUGCGGAUUUUUGGGGGAAUAUUUGCAGACAUUUUUCUCAGGUGCCAUAAGUGGCACAGGUGCUCCACAAGUGGACAACAGCUGAUGUAUUUUUUCAUAGUUUCCCCAAGGAAGAGAAACCCAGUUCCAUCUUGAACUUGAGGAACUGUUUGCCCACACCCUUAGCUAAGAUAUAUGCAGAUUAGGUAGAUUCCUAAAAAAAUAUAAUUCAAAUUGGUUUUUUUCUCCAAAACUGCAUAUGAGAUAAAUUUAUGUAAUUCAAAUAUAUCUAUUCCAAAUUCAGUAAAACCAUGAUCAUAUUUGUUCAGUGUUCCCAUUUGCUUGACUAGGAAGUAGGACCGACUUCUAUAUUUAUUUUGCAACAACAUAAUUAUUUUUUAAAUUAUUUGGUCUGCCCGUGUUGUUUAAAUUGUGCCACUCUUCACAGUAGCAAAAGCUCUCGACUGAAACAGUCUUUUUCUCCCCCACCCCCUUCUAGGAAAGCGAGCUUGUCUGGGAGAGCAGCUGGCGAGGACCGAGCUCUUCAUUUUCUUCACUGCCCUAAUUCAGAAGUUCACAUUUCAGGCUCCAAAGGAUGUGACAUUAAGCUGUGAAUUUAGGAUAGGUCUGACCGUGUCUCCCCUGCCAUACCGGAUAUGUGCAUUCUCUCGCUAA
Podarcis lilfordi (Lilford's wall lizard) is the source of this 7872-nucleotide messenger RNA. The record is from the annotation of a GenBank genome assembly. NCBI's taxonomy places the organism in Eukaryota, Metazoa, Chordata, Lepidosauria, Squamata, Lacertidae.